AUGGACUUCAUAGUAGAAGAUAUGCGUGUUGACUUGGCAUUUGGUACCAAUGGCUGGGGCAGAUGGGCUGCUUUCAAGGACAGGAUCGCCCAACAGUCACCCAUCCAAGCAGCACCCACCCUCUACGUUGCAGCCUGCUUCCCUGCGUCUUAUGUUGGAUACACCGAAAAUUACUUCGCCUCCAGCGGUCACUCCGUGUCUGACGCUAACGGCUAUCGCGUGAGCCUGUCGCAGACUGAGGUGUCUGGGGAGUGCGUGGCCACUGUCACUAUCCUGGGUCAUGGGAUCCGCAAGGUGGCAGAGUACCGCUGCCAAGACCGCCCUCAGGCCAUCAUAAAUCUCAACAAGACGCUGCUGGUGGGAGACGAGUACUUCACUGACGCUCCAGGAAUCCUUGUGCGCUUACACGGUGGUUCCUGUACACAGGAGGUAUUCUCGAAGGACUCCAGCACCGUAGCGCCACUCAGCCUCCAGGAGUGCGAGAAGGUCAAACUCAAGAUUACUAUUCUUAAGGAGCAGCAAGAGAAAUGGAACGAAUGGUACAAGGCUCAGCAGUCGAUCGCUCAGCAGCAAUUCUUCAGCCUGCAGAGUUCUCUGGCAGCCUUGCAGAAUCAACUCUUCAACGGACUCCUCGGAGGAUUCAACUUUGGAGGAUUCCAUUUGGGAUAGGAACUGGUAACCUGUGAGGAAUGAGGCAUUAUUUUCUAGCCGUGAUUCUAUGUAAUCUAAAUAAACGAUCUUUAUUUUCACCUAUUUUACCUUUAUGAUAAAACAAGUUUGUUCAGAUAUAAAGGUUUAUUGAAAUUACUACGCAGUUACGUAGAUUGCAACACUUUCCAAUAACCAUCACAUAACUCAGAGAUUCUAGUGUUAUUACGAAUGGAUUGUCUAUGAGAUGCCUUGCACAGAGAACAGCGUGUGUGGUUACGGUCACCUUUCUCAUAGCAGGGUUAGUAGCUGGUAUUCCAUCAGACCAUCACUUUGGC
Homalodisca vitripennis (glassy-winged sharpshooter) is the source of this 986-nucleotide messenger RNA. RefSeq lists its product as uncharacterized. Bases 1 to 669 code for a protein of 222 amino acids. The record is from RefSeq and is a predicted model, not a curated record. The transcript is spliced from 4 exons. NCBI's taxonomy places the organism in Eukaryota, Metazoa, Arthropoda, Insecta, Hemiptera, Cicadellidae.